This is a messenger RNA of Diatraea saccharalis (sugarcane borer), 375 nucleotides long. Lineage: Eukaryota; Metazoa; Arthropoda; Insecta; Lepidoptera; Crambidae. The record is from the annotation of a GenBank genome assembly.
AUGCGGGCAAUUGCUAUAAAUAUGGAGCCAUUGAAAGAAAUCAAAUGCCAUAAAUGUCGACAUGUGCUGUUAUAUGGAUUCGAUUACAGCGUAAACAAUUGCCCUCAAAAAUGUAAUAGCUAUAAUGUGCAUAAUUUUAUCUUCCUAGACGAUAAUAAAAUACCAGAAUGGAUAAAAUUUAAAAUUGAAGAAGAAAAUUGGACCAAAGGCAAAUUACAUUGUUAUAACUGUGGAUUCAAAGUCGGCUCCUUUGAUUUUGUAUCGGGUAGAAAAUGUGAAUGUGGAUCUACAGUUCUGCCAUCAGUUCACUUUAUUACCAGUCAAGUUGAUAAACCUGUUGAAUUGUGUCUGUUCAACAAAGUAACAGAAAAAUAA